This is a messenger RNA of [Torrubiella] hemipterigena, 2211 nucleotides long. The record is from the annotation of a GenBank genome assembly. Lineage: Eukaryota; Fungi; Ascomycota; Sordariomycetes; Hypocreales; Clavicipitaceae.
UGAUGAACCCGCGCCUUUUCUCUUUACGCGUCUUCUGCAUCACGCCCCAAUCGACCUCGAGCCGAAACAAAAAAGAAAGCUGCGCUUCUUGCUUGUCUCUUCUCAUCACAUCUCCCACCCAAUUCCACAUCACACAAUGGCUGAUACCACCCCUUCCAAGCAGGCUGCCACUGCCAUCGAGUCCUUCAAGAUGGAGUCGCCGGUCAAGAAGCUUGACUUUGGCGUCGCCAACAAGGAAAACCUCCCUGCUGACGCUGUUGCCAAGCUGGAGGAGUCCAAGGACGUCAAGGCCCCCGUUGAGGAGGUCAAGAAGGAGGAAGAGUCCAAGGCUGUCGUUGCCACCGACGCCAAGGCUGCUGAGCUCGACGAGCCCAUCCUCCAGGAGAACCCCAACCGCUUCGUUCUCUUCCCCAUCAAGUACCACGAGAUCUGGCAGAUGUACAAGAAGGCCGAGGCCUCAUUCUGGACAGCCGAAGAAAUCGAUCUUUCCAAGGAUCUGCACGAUUGGAACAACCGUCUCAACGAUGACGAGAAAUACUUCAUCUCCCACAUUCUUGCCUUCUUUGCCGCCUCUGACGGUAUUGUUAACGAGAACCUUCUCGAGCGCUUCUCCAACGAGGUCCAGAUUCCCGAGGGUCGCUGCUUCUACGGUUUCCAGAUCAUGAUGGAGAACAUCCACUCUGAGACAUACUCCCUGCUUAUUGAUACCUACGUCAAGGAGCCUACCCAGCGCACAUACCUCUUCAACGCCAUUGAGACCAUUCCCUGUAUCCGCAAGAAGGCCGACUGGGCCCUGAAGUGGAUCUCUGACAAGAACUCUACCUUUGCUCAGCGUCUCGUUGCCUUUGCUGCCGUCGAGGGUAUCUUCUUCUCUGGUGCCUUUGCCUCCAUCUUCUGGCUCAAGAAGCGCGGUCUCAUGCCCGGUCUGACCUUCUCCAACGAGCUCAUCUCUCGUGACGAGGGUCUUCACACCGACUUUGCCUGCCUUCUGCACUCCCACCUCAACAACCGUGCCAGCAAGGAGGUCAUUGCCGGCAUCAUCACUGACGCUGUCACCAUUGAGCAGGAGUUCCUUACCGAGGCUCUUCCUUGCGCUCUGCUCGGCAUGAACGCCAACCUCAUGAAGCAGUACAUUGAGUUCGUCGCUGAUCGUCUCCUCGUCGCUCUUGGCAACGAGAAGAUUUACAAGUCCACCAACCCCUUCGACUUCAUGGAGAACAUCUCCCUUGGUGGCAAGACCAACUUCUUCGAGAAGCGUGUUGGCGAGUACCAGAAGGCCGGUGUCAUGGCCUCGGCCAGCAAGAAGGCUGACGACGGCAAGGCUGAUGGCCCUAGCGAUGGCGGUGACUUCAACUUUGACGAGGACUUCUAAAUCACACAGAGGUUCCGCGUUGUUUUUGAGUCUACACGUUUUGUUAUACCCUCUUUACUCCCCAUGUUCCCUUUUCUCAUUUCCUUUGUAUCGCACAUACCUUGUAUAUUGUGGGCUUUGAGCGUCUGCGCUCGGAAAACGGCAGCAUGCCCGGAUAUCUUCUUUUAAAUGGUGUGCCUAUGGCCCGGCCACCCGGCGUUGUUGGUUUAUAUUUCGGGGCAUGAAGCACGAGAUGGAAGGAUGGAUUAUUAUGAUGGUUUUGUUAGUUGUACGCAUAAAAUUCAAUUGCUAUGUUUGGAUAACCUUGCUUUUCACUGUUGCCCAGUAGUCGUAAAUUGUGUCAUGUCUCUCCUGUCCCCCUCUGUGUCUAUAUAAUUUGCCUUCCCAAGGACCUCUUUUAUAUUUUAAUCUCCCCGCCUCAUUCUCCACGUGUAGUUUAUUUCUUGCCCUUCUUCUUCUUCUUGCCGCCUACAGGAGCUGCUGGUGCUGCUCCGUCCUUUGCGUCGCCCACGGGUGUCGCUGUGCCCGUGGCCUCUGGUGCUGUCUCAGCCGGCAGCGCAGGCAGACCGGCCAUUCCUCUACCCAGCGUGCCUAGUGAUGUCUGCAUCAGGCGUGUUACUUCCUGUGCCUUGGUGGUUCUGUACUUUAGCGUGACGCCGGAGACGGGAUCGAAGGUCUUGAGGACGAGUUCUGCGCGGGCGGCGGCUUUCUGGGUGUCGGCAGGGGCGUCGCCUGAUGAUUUAGGCGUGGGAGCAGGAGCGAGGGAGUAUCUUGUUGUUAUGCGGGUCUAGUUUGCGCAUGUUAGCAUAUCGUAAGGCAGAUUGAAGGUGGCACGUUGG